Bactrocera tryoni is the source of this 908-nucleotide messenger RNA. RefSeq names its product trypsin alpha-like. The transcript has 2 exons. Bases 16 to 789 code for a protein of 257 amino acids. The record is from RefSeq and is a predicted model, not a curated record. Gene Ontology annotation, molecular function: serine-type endopeptidase activity. Gene Ontology annotation, biological process: proteolysis. Lineage: Eukaryota; Metazoa; Arthropoda; Insecta; Diptera; Tephritidae.
UGUAGUUUCGUCGCAAUGGCAGUUACACGCAUCAUCGCAUUCGCUUUCGUUUUGGCCGUCUGUGUUGGCAUUAACGCCGCGCCCAAUGGUCGCAUAUUGGAGGGUAACGAUGUUGCUACCGGCGAACUCCCGUGGGUCGUCUCGGUACGUGUGGAUAAUGCGCACGUUGCAGUGGGCAAUAUUAUUGAUGCAAGCCAUAUAUUGACCUCGGGUCACGGACUCUCCGCAUUGAGGAGCACAGCUAUUGCCGCUUCACGUGUUACGGUGCGUGUGGGCAGCAUUAAUCAAUAUGCCGGCGGUCAAAUUGUCAACGUUCAAUCGAUCACAAUUCAUCCAUCUUUUGGCAACUUCUUGCACGACAUCGCCAUCAUCACAUUGCAGCAGCCUCUAACUUUCAGCAGCAAAAUCGCCGCGAUCGCUUUGGCCACGGACGAAGUUAAUGAGGCAUUGGUUGAGGAGACUGAAGUGGCGCUUGCCGGUUGGGGUCUGCAAUUGUCGGGUGCCACACCGUACAAAUUACAGGUGGCCACUUUGAAAGUGUUGAGCUCGCACGAGUGUGAAUAUCAGGCUGGUUAUGGUUAUGAUUCGGUCUUGUGCUUGGAACAUGGCGUUAAUCAGGGUAUCGCGACUGGCGAUGAGGGCGCCGGUGUUGUGGUUAAUAAUACAUUAGUGGGCGUGGCGAGUUUCUACUUUGGCGGCGGCGGUACUAAAUUCCCCGAUGUAAGCAGCAGAGUGUCUUACUACAGCAGCUGGAUUGCAAGUACAAUUGCUGCAGCAAGCGAAGAUUAGUGAAAUUUAACAGAUUAUAUUGACACAUUUUACAUAUUUGUAUAUAUGUAUAUUAUCUAAUUUCUAAAUACCUUGUGUUCCUUGACACAAAUGAACAAAUAAAAAAAUUGAUAAGGAAA